Messenger RNA from Amphimedon queenslandica, 1771 nucleotides. RefSeq names its product myosin-VIIa-like. NCBI's taxonomy places the organism in Eukaryota, Metazoa, Porifera, Demospongiae, Haplosclerida, Niphatidae. The coding region runs from base 51 to 1712 and encodes 553 amino acids. The record is from RefSeq and is a predicted model, not a curated record. The transcript has 14 exons. Gene Ontology annotation, cellular component: cytoskeleton.
AUAAUGCAUAUCUGUUACUGGCACACUAGCUGUUCAGUUAAGAAGACAAGAUGAGCUCUCAACCAGAAUAUACUGUCACUGAAAUGCAAGAAACACAAGAGGGGGAUAUGGUGAGGUAUGGAUCAGUUGAUCAUCUUGAUGUUAGAAGAGGAAGCAUUGGAGCACAUACCCUGGAGCAUUAUGCCAGUGCUCACUUCAGGAAAAGUAACACACGUGGUCGAAGAACCCUUAGGAGGACUUUUAGUGGCCAGCUCCAUCACAGGCAACAGACUCGGAACAAUUUGUGGCGAUUUUCUCUUGAUCCCAUUCAAAUUCCUUUAUUGAAGAAAACAUGUGAACUGUCUCAGGAGCUACAGCACAAAGCAUGCUGUUGCUUUAGAUAUAUAAUGAAGUAUAUGGGAGACUAUCCAACUAGAAAAUCCACCAUCAAGACUGCUCUUACUGACAGCAUAUUCCAACCACCACUAUCUCAUGAAGAGUUGCGUGAUGAGAUAUACUGUCAGAUAGUGAAGCAGGUUACACAAAACAGGAAGAGAUCAAGCGAAGAACGUGGCUGGGAACUUCUGUGGUUUAUAUCUGGUUUGUUUUCACCUUCUGAUCCUGACCUUUUAAAUGAAUUGGAGUUGUUUGCUCAGUCCUAUAAAGAACUCUGGCCUGUUGCUUCAGACAUACAAGAACGAUUAUUUACAGUCUCAAAAGUUCCUUUUUGCCGUAUAUAUCCACCUCAUAUUACUGAGGUAAAUGCCAUUCAAAACAAGACACAGAAUCUUUACCAGAGAAUAUUAAUUCCUGAUGAAUCUAGUCAAGCAGUUCAAAUUCACUCUUUGCUCAAGUGUCAAGAGAUUUGCUCUCAACUUGUUGAACUGUUGGGUCUUCAAUCAGCUGACGGAUUUGGGCUUGUAUUAACUACAGAGAAUGAUGUUUUUGCAAGCUACAGUGAUGACUAUUUCAUGGAUUUUUUACAUGAGUCAACCAAGCAUGUUUAUUCUACUGGCUCUGAUAGUGAUGAUCUAUAUCAAAUUGUGUUUGUCAAAAUACAUUAUGUUAACACUGAUGUUGGAUGUGAUUACACUGCUGAUAUAGUGUUUCAUUUUCCUCAGGAGUUGUCAAAAUAUCUUCAUGGCUGUUACAGGGUCAGUGCUGACGAAGCAACUCAAAUUGGCUCGUACAUAUAUCGUUCAAAGUUUGGUUCUCAACCUUUUCACCUUGAUAGUUUUAAUACCCUAAUACCUGAUUUAGUUCCUUUGCAGUCAUACACAGAGCACACCUUAGUAGACUGGGAAGAUCAAAUCUUAAGCAAAUACAGGCAGCAUUCUAUUUUAUCGCCCGAAGAAGCAAAAAUUAGCUUCUUAAAAUGCUUAAGUAGAUGGCCUGUCUUUGCAUCACAUUUCUUCGAAGUUACACAAUAUCUUGGCUUAGGGUUGAAAAGGGACAGAAUACUUGCCAUUAAUCAGAAUUACAUAUUACUUCUGAAUGAAAACAAUGAUGUUGUGGAGUCACAUUCCUUGUCUUCAGUAAUCUCAUGGAGCUAUUCUGUUAAAGCACAUCAGCUAAAGCUGUCACUAAAGACAGGAGUAGUGCUAUCCCUUGUAACAACUCUAUACUAUGAGAUAAGUCAGCUAUUGACAUACUAUAGCAACUAUGCCAGGACAAAUAAAGACACAAUUCAUACAAAGCACAGGAUAUCAAUAUUAUGUGACUCAAUAGCAUAAUAAUUAUUAAUGUAGCAAGUUAAUAUUAUAUUAAUAGAAAAAGUUUGUUCUCAAAGCCA